AUGGCUCAUACAUUGGCGAGAAAUAUUGUGCUUUUGGCAUUAGCUGCAAGUGUUUAUUCAAAAGACUUUGUUGUGCAAUCCCCGGUUGAAGUAACCACUGACACCAUAGAAGCAACUACAGAUCAUGUAUUGGAUACUAGAAAUGAGAGCACGAACAAAAGUACAGGAGAACCAAAUAUAAAAGUAUUAGACAAUACUCCUAAGCCUCUGGAAAGCGCUUCAAAAGUUCUACUGCCAAUUAUAUCAAACGACUCAUUCAAUGACCUUAAAUAUCAAGUAAAAAGGCGAAAUACUACGAUAGUACCCCCAAGGACAGUGGAAGUACCCAAAAAACCUAUUAGACAUAUAUUAAAGAAUGAGUAUAAAACACAUGUGCAAUAUGAUGAAGUAACUGGUGAACUAAUAAGCGGUGAACAUCCUUGUCAAAGGGACUGUGUGGAGGGUGGUGAACCAAUGAUAUGUUACUAUCACUUUAGUCUUGAAUUAUAUAUGACAAUGAGUAAAGCUUGUUUUGAUUGUCCAUAUAAUGAAACAGAUUGUGAUAGAAUUGACUGUAUACCAGCUGAUGGGAUCAGUCGGCCGUUGACAGUGAUAAAUAGGAGAAUGCCUGGACCUGCUAUUGAGGUGUGUCAAAACGAUCGUAUAAUUGUGGAUGUUGAGAACGAUCUGAUGACCGAAGGCACCACGGUGCACUGGCAUGGACAGCAUCAGAGGGGCACAAACUACAUGGACGGAACACCAUACAUAACACAGUGCCCUAUAUUGCCUGAAACUACUUUUAGGUACCAAUUCAAUGCUACCCAAGCUGGGACACAUUUUUGGCACUCUCACUCUGGGAUGCAGAGAGCUGAUGGGGCUGCUGGUCCCUUCAUCAUCAGAAAACCCAAGUCACAGGAGCCACAUGGAGUUCUUUAUGAUUACGAUAGGGCGGACCACGUGAUGCUGAUAACUGAUUGGAUACAUGACCUGUCCUUAGCUAUGUUCAGUGAUCAUCACCACUCAUUAGGAGACAAUAAGCCGCCGACUCUAUUGGUCAACGGUGUGGGCAGGUUCAGAAUAUUUAACGACACCAAUACGACUAAGCCAAAGUAUAUGAAGACGGCAAGAUUUAAUGUUGAACAGGGCUACAAGUACCGUUUUCGUGUCAUCAACGCGGAGUUCUUGAACUGUCCUAUUGAGAUGUCAGUGGAUGGCCACAAUAUCACCAUCAUUGCGUCUGAUGGUUACGACUUAGUCCCUAUUACUGCUACAUCACUCGUGACGUACGCCGGGGAGCGUUUUGACUUUGUACUGGAGACCAACAAUGAAAUCGAUAAUUACUGGAUUCGUUUCCGUGGAUUAAUGGAUUGUGAUGAAAGAUUCACUAAGGCAAAGCAAGUGGCUGUAUUGCAUUACGAGGGGGCGAUGGAGGUGGAACCAAGUGGAGAUCCCACCUGGGAGGAGCUACAUAAUGAGGGACUUCAACUAAACGCUCUGAAUAAAGGUGAGGAAGAUGAAGAAACAAUAAGUGUGGCUGAAAUGAGGUCCCUCGAAGGAUACGAUGACAGUUUGAAGGAGGUCGCAGACUAUCAGUUUUACAUUGCGUAUGAUUUCUACCCAAAGAACAAUUCUCAUUAUCACAGAUCACCGUAUUAUGGAUAUUACCAAGUUCCAAAUCCCGACAAUCGCCUAUAUACACCACAACUCAACCACAUAAGUAUGAAGAUGCCAUCGAGUCCCCUUAUGAUCUCUCGGCCGUCUGCCGAUAACUUCUGCAACGCAUCUAGCAUAGACGAAUCAUGCAAAGAGGGCUACUGUGAGUGUUCUCACGUUUUAUCAGUCAAAAAGAACGCGGUAGUAGAACUAAUUAUAGUAGACGAGGGUGUAACGUUUGAUGCUAACCAUCCUUUCCAUUUACACGGCUAUUACUUUAGAGUAGUUGGUAUGAGACGGCUAGCUGAAGAAAUCACUGUAGAUGAAAUCAAAGCAUAUGACAAAGCAGGCCUCAUGAAACGAAAUCUGAAAAAUCCUCCCCUCAAAGAUACAGUGACGGUACCGGACGGUGGCUACACAAUUCUAAGGUUCAAAGCUGACAAUCCUGGUUAUUGGUUAUUCCAUUGUCAUAUUGAAUUUCAUGUAGAAGUAGGCAUGGCGCUGGUAUUUAAAGUGGGCGAAGAAAAAGAUUUCCCUCCUAUACCACGAGAUUUUCCAAGGUGUGGUAAUUAUAUGCCUGAUAAUAUGGUGGAACAUGAAACUACACCAAAACCUAGUAAUGAUAAUCAAUUUAUUUCAAUAACACAUUGGUGGCCAGUGGUUUAUGUUAAUAAUACGUCAGGAGCUGUUAAAAUUACGUCAUCAGUUUAUGCUAUUUUAUGUAUCUGGACAUUAAGAAUAUUAUUAAGGUAUCUCUAG
Molecule: messenger RNA, 2391 nt
Organism: Pieris macdunnoughi
Lineage: Eukaryota; Metazoa; Arthropoda; Insecta; Lepidoptera; Pieridae
Source: the annotation of a GenBank genome assembly